CAACUGUCAGUUAGCUGUGGGUUUGUCCUGAAGUUGAGUACGGAGGAAAUUCCCUGAAAUAAAAACAAAACUAUUAAUUUUUAUUAACUUUUUUGGUUAUUAGAAAAAAUGUCAUUAUCUAUGGAUGAACAGGCAGUAUUUGCAAAAUUAGAAGCUCUCAAAGAGAUAAGAUCAAAAACCAUUCAACUUGAGAAACUCAAAGCAAGAUUAAUUUUCGAAAUAGAAGCUCAAGAUCAAGAAGAAAAAUGUUUGUCAGAAUACAAACAAGAGAUGGAUCUGUUAUUACAAGAGAAAAUGUCCCAUGUUGAAGAGCUUCGCCAGAUUCACGCAGAUAUAAAUGCGAUGGAAGGAGUUAUCAAGCAGGCAGAUGAAAGCAGAACUAGAUCUAUGGGAUCUGCAAUUAGGCUUCAUGAGGAAUAUCUACCUCUUAAGAAUGAAAUUGAUCGCUUGAGAAGAGAGUGUUUAGGUCUUGAUCGUCUACCUGAGUUACACGAAGAAGAAGGUUCUAGUGUUACCCCAGAGUAUGUUAUUAGCUUUGGGAAAUUCUCACAACUUUAUAAUUCAACCAAGUCUCAAACUUCAUCAUUUAACAAAUCAGCAGACUGGAAUAGGCCAAUUGCUCCAAAUGACAACACAAUAAGCUCCCUGGCUCCGCCGCUGCCUCCAACAUUUCUACCACCACCAAAUCCAUUGAGGCUAGUGACAAACAAACAAGAUUCGAGUCGGCCAGGUUCAUUGUCAUCCUCUCCCCACGGUGGACCACCAACACCUACUUUCAGACAACAGCCACCUCCUAUGAAGUCUUGCUUGAGUUGUCAUCAACAGAUUCAUCGCAAUGCUCCUAUCUGCCCUCUGUGUAAAGCGAAAUCUAGAUCUCGUAACCCCAAGAAGCCGAAGAAGAAGGAUCAUUGAAUUAUUUUGGAGUGUUGAGAAAAAGUCAUCUCUAUUUGUCAUGUAAUGUGGAUUUUUUAAGUAAUUGGAAUAAUUACGUUCAAGUGUGUAAACCUAACUUGAUAAGUAGAAUUUUGAACGUCUCGCGUAAAACGAAUAUAUUGAAAACACUUUUCACACACCAGAACAAAAAUGCUCUCUUGACGCGCGUUUCGCUAACCAAGUAAAAAUCAUCAGAUGAUGUUGAGAGGCAGCAAAAGUGUUUUCAAUAGUGUAAACCUAGUCUGACUUUUGUUGAAUCAAAUCAAGAGAGAGUUGACAGGUUAAUUAAUAUCCAUGAAUGAUACAAUUUAGUUUAUCAACUCCCAUUUUUCGUGAAUAAUAAGAAACACCAAUAAUAACUUGACUUUUAAAGGUUUCAUUUGAAUUGGCAUUCUCAGGAACUACUGUGAAGAAAUAUGAGACGAUAUGGUUCUUGGAUGUUUUCACCUAUAUGUGCUAACAUAAUUCUGAAAUUAUUUAAUAUUGGAUUUAUAUUGGAAUAGUGGAUUAAGUGUUCAACUAAACCUUUGGUAAUAACAAAUCUAUUGUGUUAUUUAUCUUUACACUACUUACCAUUUUCCUGUUUCUUUUAACAAUUUUUGUUAUUCCCUUAAGUUCCUGUUCGUCAUAUACCAACCAAAUAUGAAAAUUUUCUAAUUAUGAGUUCCUUAUUGGAAAAAAAAUCCAUGGAGAUAUCUAACUUUGCACUGGCUCGAAAAAAGGGCAAAGUUUUCAAGGAUUCCAUUAAGUCAAUCUGGUCAAUGUCAAAAUUCCUAUAUAAACGUAACCGAAUUUACUAACUUCAAAAUAAAGAUCUAAAUAACCAAA
Molecule: messenger RNA, 1761 nt
Organism: Leptinotarsa decemlineata (Colorado potato beetle)
Lineage: Eukaryota; Metazoa; Arthropoda; Insecta; Coleoptera; Chrysomelidae
Product: zinc finger C4H2 domain-containing protein
Biological process (GO): positive regulation of neuron differentiation
Cellular component (GO): nucleus
Source: RefSeq, a predicted model, not a curated record